Molecule: messenger RNA, 3795 nt
Organism: Xiphophorus maculatus (southern platyfish)
Lineage: Eukaryota; Metazoa; Chordata; Actinopteri; Cyprinodontiformes; Poeciliidae
Gene: ikbkg
Product: inhibitor of nuclear factor kappa B kinase subunit gamma
Exons: 15
Coding region: 355-2106 (583 amino acids)
Biological process (GO): positive regulation of canonical NF-kappaB signal transduction
Cellular component (GO): nucleus; IkappaB kinase complex; cytoplasm
Molecular function (GO): K63-linked polyubiquitin modification-dependent protein binding
Source: RefSeq, a predicted model, not a curated record
CUUGACAGUCAACGCGCAGGGUAAAAUACCCACACGGUCUCCAGCUAACAACACUCCGAAUCGGCAGAUUUCUUCAGUCAACCUUCAAACGCACUCGGGAUAAGUUACAAAACAGGACAAAAUGCCUCUCCGGAGAUACUUAGGUCGUUGAUUUAGGCCGGCGUUUAUAUUGGCUUAAAAUAACUUCUUAAUUUGCCCUGCCGACAGUUUGCUACAUUAGCUUACCAAGCUAAUUAGCUAGGUCUUAGCUGUCUGCUAUUAGCCAGCUGUCUAAAUAAACUGUGAAGGGCAGUUCCUUAGCGACAGCUUAGCCGUUUCUUUCCUGGCUUCAAAACUAAAAGAGAAGAAGAAGAAAUGGUGCAGCCACAGCCGGACGGCCCCAUGCAGUGGGACAUGUCUGGAGAGGACAGCGGAGGGACACUCAGGGUCCCACCAGAGCUCGCUGGCAAUGAAGUGGUGACCAGACUGUUGGGCGACAACCAGCAGCUCCGAGAGGCUCUGCGGAGGAGCAACCAGGCCCUGCGUCAGCGCUGCGAAGAGAUGGAGGGAUGGCAGCGGCGGACCAGGGAGGAACGGGAAUUCCUCAGCUGUCGUUUCCAGGAGGCCCGGGCGCUGGUGGAGAGGCUGGCGCAGGAGAACCACUCUUUGCAGAGCAUGGUGAACGGACCAGGCUCAUCGUCCAACCGCAGCUACAGCUCGGCCCAAAUGGAGGCGUCACCGGGGCUUCCUGCCCGGAACGGCCCGCUGGAUGAACCAAAGACUCUAGACCAAUGGGAGAGGAAAAGAGUUGAAGAAACGGAGCAGCAGACACAAACCACACCACUCCGCAGCCUGCCUGCAGAGGGUGCAAAUGAGUUCCUGCAACUGCUGAAGAGCCACAAAGAAAAAACAGAGGAAGAGAUGAGAGAGAUGAGAAGGAAAAAUGAAGAGUUAAAGAGGGAACGGGACGAGGGAAAAGAAGUGUUAGAGCGACAGCAUCGAUGCAUUGAACACCUGCGGGCUAAACUGUUCCAUACACAGAUGAGCAGUAAUGAGGAAGCUGUUCAGCUUCGCUCAGAGGCUCAGCACACCUCUGACUGCUCUAGUCUGGCUAAACUCACAGAGCAGCUUCAGGCCACACAGGGCAGGUAUCGGGAGCUGGAGGAGAAACUAGAUUACCUGCAGAAGAGCUCAGCUCAGCGGGACAGAACAGAAGCUUUGCUCAAACAAAAGGACAAGGAUUGUGCCCAGUUGGCCAAGGACUGUGAGGCUCUGAAAGCUCAGGCGACGUCGCUGUUAGGCGAACUGAACGAGAGGCAGAUCCUCCUGCAAAAGAGCGACGAUGAGCGCAAAAUGUUGGAGGAGAAGCUGGUCAGCAAGGUGAAGGCCCUGCAGGCGGCGGAGCGGGAGCUGGAGCAGCAGAGGAAGCAGCAUCAUGUGGCCAAUGACAAGCUGCUGCUGCAGGUGCAGAGCCUGGAGAGCGCGCUGAAGUCGGAGAGGCACGUGGUGACAGAGGAGAAGAAAAAGCUGUCACAGUUGCAGCACGCCUACACGUGUCUGUUCAGAGACUAUGAUUCCAAACUGAAGAGUGAGGGAGGAGACCUUAGCAGUAAGCUAGAGGAGGCAGAGCGGGCACUGGCCAUCAAGCAGGACCUGAUUGAUAAACUCAAGGAGGAGGUGGAGCAGCAGAAAGGCUCGCUGGAAACCGUCCCUGUCCUCACAGCACAGGCUGAGAUCUACAAGGCAGAUUUCCUGGCAGAGCGAGAAGCGAGAGAGAAGCUGAACCAGAAGAAAGAGGAGCUGCAGGAACAGUUCACUCAGGCUCUGGCUGAGAUCGAACGGUUGAAGCACGAGCUCACAGCACGUGCACGUUUGGAACAAAUGAAGCUGAAACACAUGGAUGAUUUUCCUGCACGGCAAACUCACAUUCCCCCUCAGCAAGUUGUUGGGUUUCCUGGUGCUGGCUUCAACACCGUGCCACCGAACCGGAACCACGUUUUGGCACCGGUCAUCGAUCCUGCUGCAGCAGGAGCUGCAGAUCUGCCUGAUUUAUGCUGUCCAAAGUGCAACUACCUGGCUCCAGAUAUGGACACACUGCAGAUACAUGUCAUGGACUGUAUACAGUAAUGCAACGGGCAAGCGCAGUUCAAUGCAUCACAAUGCCAACACACACACACUUAGUAUAUUUACUGGUCAUCCAGAAAGUAUUCACAUCCCUUCAUUUUUAAAAAAAUGUUGUAUGUUGCAGACCAACUCUAAAACCCACCUAGGUAAGGUUUUGUUUGUUCUAUAGCUAGACAACAUGUUUUCAGACAUAUUUUCUAAUUUUUUUUUUGAUUGACAAAUAAUAGCAACAUAAGUAUUCACACCCCUUCCUAUGGCAGUCAAAACUCAGUGUCUUGAUUAUUGGUAAUUUUUUUUCCCCCCCUGUGCUAAGAUCAGAAGAUUGAACAUGAUUUGGAAUGGAACUCAUUUGGCUGCAGAAAUCAAGCAAUAAACUCAGAGGAAUUAUCUGUAGACCUUUGGAACUGAAUUGUGUCAAAGCAAAAAACAUUUGAGAAAGGAUACAAAGCAUUUUCAGGAUCAUCGCCAAUCUUAAAGAACACUUCCCUCUGUUAUUUGGAAAUUGUCGACAUUUUACCCCCAAAAUUUACCCCAAAGCCAAGUUUAGAGAGACAUGCCCAAGACAACUGGAGGCUAGAACUGCUGCCAAAAGGGCUUCAACAAAAUAUCAAACAAUGGCUGUGAAAACUUAUUUUUCUGUUAAUUUAGAAAAAUUGACAAAUAUCUGUAAAAACUAUUUUGUGUAGAUUUUUUUUUAAAGAGAGAACUGUACUCAGGCUGGUUUCAGUCUGCUAAGGUAAGAAAUGUGGGGGGAAAAGAAGGAAUGUGAAUACUUUCAGAAUCCAUUGUACUUUCUUUGUCCAGCUCUGGGGGAAACAUAUUUGGUUAUUGCACCUUAUUUACUUUCUGUCAUGCAAGGACAAAUACAAAGACCUAAGCCUGUUUUGGAUCCUGAAGUAAAAACCCUAAUAUAUUAGAAUAAGGAGAAAGUAUGUGGAGGCAAAUAAAAGGUCAUAUGAUAAAUUAGAAGACUUUUAUUGUAUUUCCUCUCCUGCUUCUGGGUUCCGUUUCUUUUGGCACCUUUCAGUCUUUCCUCAUGUUUUUUCUUUUUCUACCAACACCUGGCCUUUUGUUUCCUUUUACCCCUCCCUGUCCAUUCCCUGACACCACUUGCUGUUUUAAAAUAAAUAAAUAAAUAAAUUUUAUUACAUAAUUCAACUUUCCCUUUUCCACCAUUUUGUCUCUUGUGCAAAUGAACAGUAAACAUGUUAUGAAGUACAUGUGUAUACUUUGACACCGUCAUCCAACAUAUCAGUAUUCAUUUGACCCAAUACUAAAAAUGUGACAAUUUUUUUAACAAUAGAAAAUGCAUGUGGAUUUACCUGAAGAGCUUUAAAGAAUAACGAAUAUUCAAAUGUUUUGGUUGUAAAGGUAGCUUUUUGCAUCAACUCAAAACAUGUAUUGUUAUGUAGUAGAGAUGGAUUUACUCUUGUUGGAAAGAAAAGUAGCCAUUCUCUGUUCUGUGCCUGUGUUUUGACUGCCGCUGCUUUUAUCUCUGAUGCUAAACCUGACCCUUAACCCGUCAUAACUCUUGCUGUGCCCCUUAUCCUGUCUUAUCCUUUAUCUUUUGACGCCUGCUAUUUAUCAGUAUGAAUGUAAGCACAUUAAACUUUUUAUUUCGUAUUGUGAGGAUAUUCUUUGUAAUUGUAAUUUGUUGCAAGGAUUCACGAAAUAAAUCAUUUAUUCAAUUGC